GGGACCAUAGAAACGACAUCGGACACAUCACAUGCAGCCUUUUGCAACGACCAUUCUUCGCAGCCGUGCGAACCCAUUAGCCACUGCACACACUCUUCCCUCGAAUCCCAGCUGGAAAUACUAUCUGUCAAAUUCGAGCUCUCACUUGCAUCGCUAGGGGGGCAAUCGCGGGAUGAGGUUAGCCGGACGCCCUUUUGCAUUGGUCAUCUCCUCGACAACCUGUCAACAGCCUUGCAGAAGCAUCCGGAUCUAUCCCGACCAUCAAAAGCCUUGACCACUCUAAGCGGCCGCUGCCUGGGACACCCCGUGGAAUCAGUGCUGAGCUGAUGCUAAGAUCAUCACCGUCGCACCCAUGUCUCCCGCGGCAACCAACCCCGCGAGCGCCCAGAUAAUGGGAUUCGUCACCCGCUGCGCCGGCUCAAACUGUCAGCACUCUAUGCGGUAUAGCCUGAUGCGCGCUUCCCGGGAAUGCAGCGGCCGUUGAGGACCGCACGGGACGUCAAAACGGCAGAGGGUGAGUGGCACAGCGUCUGGCAUCCCUUUGAUGGAAGGGAACAACAGCAAGUGUGAGCCAUCGCCCACACUGCGCGCACACACACCGAGCUGUCGCCGGACAGCACAGGACCCUGAUGCCUCUCUUGGCUGUUCCGGGCCAUGUGCAUCUGCAUCUACAUACUCACAUGCGGUGCUACCCGAAAAGUGUACGAGGCGCAUGGCCCUUUCGCCCUGGCCGGUGCCGCACUGCCUUCGCUUGUUUCGCUUGUUACAAGUACUGGCCAAGCACGAUGCACCAGCCGUGAGUGGCGCCCUCGCAACGUCGCCCGCAGACAGGGCUUCCAAUUGGAGGCUGCGGCAUUUCGGCAAUGCUGGUGAGCGCCGCUGAUUCGCCAGAGCACCCGGCCCUGUGUUUUGUGACAGGUCGUUUGCAAGCGAAACUGGGCUUACCUGUCUGGGGAACUGGGAACCACGAUACCUGAGGGGGAUCUCUUCCCUCUCUUGUUCUCCACAGCCUCGGGGCACUAUGCGAACAAAGACUACGAAAUGACGAUCACGGCCAUGAUUUGGUUCUUUUUUUUUUUUUGCCCACUUGUUUUAUUUUUGGCUUGUUUUUUUUUUUUCUUCCUUUGUUCCGCACAAGUUCUUUUUACGAUACCCCCAUCUUGCUAAAUUAUGCACGGCGACUUUUGGGGCAGAAAAGACGGAUACCGCUAGGCCGCGCCGAGCUGCAAGUGACGAAUAGCUUGGCUACCAGUUCCUAUGCGCGACAGGGGUCUGGGCCUUGGACUCUUGCUUGUACGCAAAAGAGAGCAAGAAAAAAAAAAGAGAUGCCGAAUCAGCGACAAUGGCACGAGUGGGCUCCGUCGCUCGCUCGCCAUUCGGAGGCUAGCCUUGCGGACCAGACCAAUUCCUGUUCCUUGGCAUGCACCGUGGUCUCGCUAUUUCUGGCUCGCUCUUUUUUCUUACAGAGCUCCUUUGGCAUAGCCACUGACGUCUUCAUUACUUGGUGUACACGUUUAUUUUUUCUUUUAUUUCCUUGCAUACCUACUACAGGCGCUGAGCGCCAAGAGGGGAGGGACCCCGACAUGAUGCAUAUACGACGACGGGAUGAAAUUGAAAGAGGGGCCUGGGAUAAACGGAUAUUUUCUUUCUUUUCCUCUUCUUCUGUUCACUUCUUCCGCUUGCGCGAGAUCGCAAUGCGUGCAUUGACUAUUAUCACUUUAUUAUGCUUUUAUUUUUUUUGUCGUUGGUGCGCUGCGAUAUAGACUGCGAGAAUCAUCUCUUUUUAGUUUUAUAGUGAUACCAUCUGGGCCUGCGAAGCCUAUGCUAUUUAGUAUUAGAAUACGAAAUCAUCUUCUCAUGACUACAAAUUAUGAUUACUCUGUGCAUCGAUUAUUUGUCAUUUGUUAUGCUGUGAAUAAAGCAAUGUAUGAAUGGUUUUUGUGAAGAUUGGACUGCAGCUACCUAACCAUCUCCGUCUUGGGGCCAAGGCCGGUCCGGGGCCAAGCCUGGGCGGGCGGUUGGCCAUGGCCAUGACUUGCGACGCAUUCUGGAUUCUGUCACUUUUUUUCUUCUUGUCUUUUUUAUCAAGUACUGCGGCUGCCGUCCGUUGUCUUACAUUUGAAAAGCAAGUGAUGAACUUUAUUGGAUUAUAAGGGACUAGAUGCUGCGGGAGGGAUUAGUGGUAGGCAUGUGUAUGCAGGUAUCAAAUGAUUCAUGGAGCAAAGCGUUGACUGCGCGAGGCUGCAGGGAGAGAGGCCCAUGCUGCUAUAACAUGUCUGUUUUUUUUUUAUAUAUAUUAAAUUGUUCUGAUAUAUGAGUGAAAGAGGGGGGUGUAUAAGGCAUCAAUGUUUGCAGAAAAAAAAACAAAUUAAGGCUGUUGUUUGAUUCUGCGGUGUGACUUGUUUGCGAGGCCUACAUAUAUGCAGGGUGCACGUACAUACAUGCGCAUGGGCAGAAAAAAAAAAAAAAUCUGAUAGGACUUGCUGUUUGGCAGGGGGAUGGGCAUGCACAUGCAGGUAAAUGGGUAUAUGGGCGUUUUUUUUUUCAAAUUUGUGCGGUGUGUUGGCUGCUUUUUGCUGCGAUGUAAUGCUAUGUGAUGCGAGGCUACGUGGU
This is a messenger RNA of Trichoderma atroviride IMI 206040, 2613 nucleotides long. NCBI's taxonomy places the organism in Eukaryota, Fungi, Ascomycota, Sordariomycetes, Hypocreales, Hypocreaceae. The record is from RefSeq and is a predicted model, not a curated record.